AUGUCCAACGACGACAACCCCCCACGACGCACAGGUAGUCCUUGGGCUCUUCCUUCAAACAACGGCCCCCGGAUCGGCCGCGUUGGAUCUUCAGGUGGCCGCCGCAUUGCAACGCUUGGCGAUAUCGGCGGCGGCGGGCCCUCCUUGGGUGGUGGCGGCCAUGGUGGUCCCAGCGGGCACGGGCACGGACAUGGAGACGACGACGAAGAAGACGAGGAGGAGGACGCUCCUGGGGAGCGUGGUGGGGAGAAUUGGUAUGCUGGUGGUGAGCGCAGUGGAAUCUCGGUCCAGAACCCCGACCGUGGAGGUGCUCCUGGAGGUGAUCUCGUCCGUGACCUCCUCCGGCGUGCCCAAGAGGCGGGUCCACCCACGCCUCCGACUGGCGGCGGUCGACCUCCACGAAGCUAUGCGUUUUUCGGCGGCGGCCACACCCUCGGCAGCGACGAAGUCGACAGCACCUUUGUUCCGGAUCCGAAUGCUGCUCCCCCACAACAAGAGGGCGAGACUGCCGUCCGUCAUCUUACUUUCUGGCGAGAGGGGUUCACGGUUGAAGACGGUGAGCUCAUGCGGUACGAUGACCCGGCCAACGAGCAGAUCCUGGCUGAGAUCAACUCUGGACGUGCUCCACCUCAAAUUCUGAAUGUACAGCCCGGCCAGCCCGUCGAGCUCUGCGUCGUCAAGCGCCUCGACGAAGCCUACGUGCCCUCCGCCCGCGCACAACAAGCCAAGACGUUCUCCGGGCAGGGUCACCGCCUAGGUUCCCCUGUGCCUGGUAUCGUGGGCGCAGGCGAGAGCAGCGGCGCGGUCCCCGGAGACUUCCCUGUCGCGAGCGGUAGUGGUGGUGGUAGCAUGGCUGCAAGCAUCAGCACCCGCUUCGAGGUCGACCAGACGAAGCCAACUACAAACAUCCAGAUCCGGCUCGCGGAUGGCUCGCGGAUGGUGGCGCGGAUGAACCUGACGCACACCGUCGGGGACAUCCGCAACUACAUUAACGCAUCGCGCCCGGAGAACCACGCGCGGGCGUAUGCCAUAAUGACGACGUUCCCGAACAAGACUCUCGAGGAUGACAACCAGACCAUCGAGGCCGCCAAGCUCGCGAACAGCGUCAUCGUUCAGCGUUGGGAGUAG
Epithele typhae is the source of this 1128-nucleotide messenger RNA. RefSeq lists its product as uncharacterized. The record is from RefSeq and is a predicted model, not a curated record. Gene Ontology annotation, biological process: Golgi organization; nuclear membrane reassembly; membrane fusion. Gene Ontology annotation, cellular component: cytosol; nucleus. Lineage: Eukaryota; Fungi; Basidiomycota; Agaricomycetes; Polyporales; Epitheliaceae. The transcript has 7 exons. Gene Ontology annotation, molecular function: ubiquitin binding. The coding region runs from base 1 to 1128 and encodes 375 amino acids.